AUGACGCCCUCCCCCGCUAUCCCAACCCCUCUCGCGUCAGAUUCGGCCUCCGCGCCCGAGAAAAACGCGAGGAACGCCUCCACAGCCAAGCUCCGCAGCUGCGUCGUAUGUCGUAGUCGUAAAGUGCGCUGCGACAAGCUGUCACCAUGUUCAAACUGCCGCAAGGCUAAUAUUCCCUGCGUUGUACCCUCCAAUGAUCGUCCGCCAAGAUGGGCGAGGCGCUUGGAGCGCAUCGCUGAUAAUGGGCAGGGUGUAGCAGCACAGGGCGGUGGCAGUUCUGGGACUGAUCAGGUUAUGAAUAGACUGCGGACGCUGGAAAAUUUGGUCAAGGAGUUGAGCGGACAGCUUGAGGUGGCUAAUGCUGCUGCGAGUAGGGGUGCGUCAUCUGAGGCGCCAUCGCCUCAAGAUGUUGUGAAGGAUGCGGCGAGUCCAUCGUCGACAUCAACGGCCUCUGACGUGCAGAAACAUUUUGGGAGAAUGGUUAUUAAGGAUAAGAACAGGGAAAAGUAUGUAGCUAGUGGCUUCUGGUCUCGCAUCAGUGAUGAGCUCGAUGGCCUGAAGAUGGAUACUCGUAGGAUGGCAGAUGACGAUGAGUCUUCCGAAGAUGAAGACUUUCCGGUCAGCACUCCCUCAACUCAAGAACUCUACCGAGAACCAUCGGAGCGGCAUGCUUUCUUGUUUCGAAACAGCCAAGCUCCUGCAUCGCCCGGCGAACAAGACUUCAGCCCGUUGCCAUCACAGAUCCCCUUCUUACUCGACGUAUUCGACGAGAACAUAAACCUCAUCAUGCAUAUUGUGCAUAUGCCGAGCAUCAGAAAGAUGGUUCGCCCUUCACCUGGGACAGCGGCCAAGGUGUCUCUCAAGCACCAGGCGCUGCUCUUCUCCAUCUACUACGCUGCCAUCACAUCCAUGGAAGACGACGAUGUGCUAGCCAAUUUUGGAUCUACGAAAACGGAGCUUAAUAUGAAGUUCCGUCGAGGCCUUGAACAGGCUUUGGCACGAGCAGACUUCCUCAACAACCCGGAUAUUGUCCUUGUUCAGGCCUUGGUCAUCUUCUUAUCUCUCGCGAGGCGGUACGAUAGCCCUGUUUACGUUUGGAUGAUGACUGGUUUGAUGAUUCGUAUGGCUCACGCUGUUGGCCUCCAUAGAGACGGUUCAAGGUUUCAGCAUCUGUCACCCUUUGAAGUUGAGCAACGCCGUCGCCUUUGGUGGAUGAUCAUUACAGUUGACAUACGUGCAUCUGAAGAUCAGGGGACUGAGUUCUCGAUCACACAAGACAGCUUCGAUACCAAGAUACCUCUCAACAUCAACACUUCAGACAUUGAGCCUGAGACGAAGGAGACUCCUCCGGAGCGCAAAGGCGUCACAGACAUGUCCUUCGCACUCUCCAUGUGUGAACUAGCCCAAGUUUCGAGACAGUUGAUGGCAUCGAGUAUUCACUCAUCCGGGCCUACCCUCGAGGAGCAGACUAAGAUGCUCGACGGUAUCCAAGAAAAGCUCGAGAACGGCUACCUGUUCCGCUCCGCUAACCCAGAAGAUAUAGCCAACUGGGUCGGGAUCGUGUGCGCACGGCUUGUGCUUUCCAAGCUGACACUCUUAGUGUAUCUUCCUUCGCUUUUUGCAUCGCCAGACGAGCGGUUCUCGGACGAUAUUCGAGACAAACUGCUCGUCGCUGCUAUCGAGGUCGCAGAGCAUAACCACGCGCUCAAUGCUGAGACAAAAUGCCGCCAGUGGCGAUGGAUCUACCAGACGUAUACUCACUGGUAUGCCAUUGUAUGGCUUCUGAUUGAGACAUCCAGACGGCAGUGGUCGCCUACUGUCGAACGCGCAUGGGUGGCUCUGCACAGCGUGUGGCUGAUACCGUCACAGCACAACAUGACCAAGAAUGCGCGUAUGUGGAUUCCGCUACGCCGAUUGAUGGCUAAAGCGAGAAGCCACCGAGACGAGCAGCUGGUGCAAAUCCGGAACAACCCUGCUAUGAUCGAGAAAUUGGAGCAGGCUGAUCGCUCGCUUCCUGUUCCUGUUAGCCCGGAAUCGUCCCAGGAGGCAACUUUGCAGCAGCGGUUUCUUGAGCAUUGGCGUUCCGCUGUGGGCAAGACUACCUAUGGUACUUCCGAGCAACUUGUACCUCAAGCCAGUGAUAGCACCACGACCCAAUCCCUAGAGAAUUCGGCCAUGGGUAACAAUGCCACUCAGUGGGCAAACCCCUCGUUCGACUUUGCUUCUUAUCACCCUGGGCUUCAGAUGGGCGUAGCUGGUGAUACACUACCAACAGAGAUGAACAUGCUUCCCCAAGCAUGGGCUGAUGGCCAGCCUGGAGAAGCAGAUGUUGCAUCAUGGCUUUGGACCGACAUGGAUCAAAGUGGCAACGGAUUAGGAGACAUCGAUAUCAAUAUGGAUAUUGAUACUGACAUUGACUGGAAUACGUGGCUACAGUCUGCUACAGGCAUGGAAUUGAAUCAAGGAAACACGGGGCCGUCUUGA
Fusarium mangiferae is the source of this 2484-nucleotide messenger RNA. RefSeq lists its product as uncharacterized. Gene Ontology annotation, molecular function: DNA binding; DNA-binding transcription factor activity, RNA polymerase II-specific; zinc ion binding. Gene Ontology annotation, biological process: DNA-templated transcription; regulation of DNA-templated transcription. Bases 1 to 2484 code for a protein of 827 amino acids. NCBI's taxonomy places the organism in Eukaryota, Fungi, Ascomycota, Sordariomycetes, Hypocreales, Nectriaceae. The transcript has 2 exons. The record is from RefSeq and is a predicted model, not a curated record.